Ceratitis capitata (Mediterranean fruit fly) is the source of this 1602-nucleotide messenger RNA. It is a transcript of the gene mRpL45, whose product is annotated as probable 39S ribosomal protein L45, mitochondrial. The transcript has 2 exons. Bases 282 to 1364 code for a protein of 360 amino acids. NCBI's taxonomy places the organism in Eukaryota, Metazoa, Arthropoda, Insecta, Diptera, Tephritidae. Gene Ontology annotation, cellular component: mitochondrion. The record is from RefSeq and is a predicted model, not a curated record.
GCGCAGGCCGUGUCAAAUUAAACAAUUUAAUUCAAUGCAGAUAAAAAAAUUGUAUUUUUUUAUAGUUACAUAUCUAAUGUUCAGUAAUUACCGGGUACUCGAACCGCCGCUUGAUAUAACCAUUACGAAAACUUGCAGCACUAACUAACAACAGCUGGUUAUGACCUAUCUUCCAUCGGCUAAAGUGAAUUCAAGUUGGUUACUUUUCUGUGGGGUUGUUUAUAAAAGUUUCCAGUUUUUCUAUUUUUCUAUUGAAUUAAAACAAUUUUAACGGUAUAAAAAUGGAGCUAGCUGCAUCAGCUCGUUGCGGUAUCAAAGCUUUACAGCUAUUACAACCCCCAGCCAUGCAGGCAUUGUUGCAAUUGCAGUCCCAACAAUUACGUUACAGGCAAACAAAACAUUGGAACCCGAAAUUCAAGAAGCAACGUGCUCAAAAAUUUGUGAAAAUUGAUUUGCCGAAUUUUCAAGAAAAAUCUAGCGAUUUGUCACAAGACGAAAUGCGCAGUCGCUUGAAGGAACGUGGCGUGCUACCACCACGUCCUUGGUUGGAACGUCCAUUCCAUAUAAGCUGUACUGGUGGUAUUUUCGAGCCAUAUGUGCCACCGGAAGGCGAUGGCAAGAAGUCGUUCAUUUCAUCGGCUGGUGCCAAGCAAAAGCUAGAAUUUCUCGAAAAGAAAUCGAAAAGUGUAAUGGCAGUGCGUAAAAUACGUUCAUAUGAAGAAGAGUUCAGCACUGAUGAUUUUCCCAGUCAGGCACAGGAUAUAUACAUUGCUGCGCAUGCGCAAAUGGCAGCGAAAAAUAAACAUCAGUUACGUGAAUUUGUAACGGAACGUUGCUAUCCCGAAAUGAUGCAUAACGUGCGAGACAAAACCAUACAUUGGCGUUUCCUGCAAUCAUUGGAGCCACCACGUCUCGUACAUGCGCGUGUAACUGAUAUUAUCAGCAAGGAGAACUUAUAUGCGCAAGUUACUGUGCGUUUUCACACGCAACAAGUAUUGGCUAUAUAUGAUCGCUUUGGACGUUUAAUGCAUGGUAGUGAAAUUAUUGCUAAAGAUGUGCUGGAAUAUGUGGUAUUUGAAAAGCAUAUUUCUAAUGAGUACGGCAAAUGGCGCUUACAUGAUAAAAUUAUACCAGAUUGGUUACCUCCUAGGGAACCAGCACCGAUUACCUAUCGUGUAAUUGAAGAACCUGAAGAGGCAGUGGAAUUGCUAGCGGAGGGCGAUAAGAAAUUAGAGGCUGGUACGGAAAAACCAAAUGUAGAGCAACCAGCACAAAUUGAAGUGGCUCCGACAGUGUCGGCAGCCGUGGAAGUUGAUAGUGAAAACAAGGCGUCGAAAGUGACAAAACCAAGUCCAACUAUUUGAUUAUACUUUUUGCUGGCAAGCUUUCGUAUCAAAACGUUGGAUAUUCGUUGGAUUAAAUAAAAUUUGGUAAACAAAUCGAAAGCUCUUAAAUUUUAAUUUUUAAUAUACUUCCAAAACUAUGGCUCGAAAGAAGUUUUCUAAUUCAUAAUGAAAUGCCAUUUUGAUUGCUUUUCUUAAAAAGUUUAUGAGGCAAGUAAAAAAAGAAAAAUCUAAAAUAAACUAUGGACAACGGAAAAAA